Daucus carota subsp. sativus is the source of this 1130-nucleotide messenger RNA. RefSeq lists its product as uncharacterized. Gene Ontology annotation, biological process: DNA repair. The record is from RefSeq and is a predicted model, not a curated record. The transcript is spliced from 8 exons. Gene Ontology annotation, cellular component: cytoplasm; nucleolus. Bases 151 to 927 code for a protein of 258 amino acids. Gene Ontology annotation, molecular function: single-stranded RNA binding; RNA endonuclease activity producing 5'-phosphomonoesters, hydrolytic mechanism. NCBI's taxonomy places the organism in Eukaryota, Viridiplantae, Streptophyta, Magnoliopsida, Apiales, Apiaceae.
UUGGUUUGUUAACCCGGUUUCUCUUCUCAAAUCAAUUUCUUGGAUAUAAAAUAAUUCACAUAUUCACCUGGUUAAUUUCAUUAUAUCUAUGAUCGCACACACAUUUAUAUAUUGAACACUUGAAAUUUGUUAUUUUAAGCCAAUUCUCCGAUGAAUUCGACGACUCCUGAAUUACUGAAUGAGUGGAUUGAGGUUCAAAGUAAGUUGAAGAGAAAGUUGGUGACUGAAGAUGAUUUUACAUGGAAAUUGGCCUCGAAAAUGAGAGGGGGAGAUGAAGGGGAAAGUUGUGAAGUGUUGAAGUAUGUAGGUGGUGUUGAUUUGAGCUUCUCGAAAGAGGAGCAGUCUGUUGCCUGUGCUACUCUUGUUGUGUUGGACCUUAAAAGUCUCGAAAUUGUUUAUCAGGAUUCUUUGGUUGUUAGGCUCAGUGUUCCGUAUGUUCCUGGAUUUCUUGCGUUUAGAGAGGCUCCUGUCCUCUUAGAGCUUUUGGAUAAGAUGAAAGCUUGUUCUCAUCCUUUUUAUCCCCAGUUGUUGAUGGUUGAUGGCAAUGGAAUUCUCCAUCCUCAAGGAUUCGGGUUGGCUUGUCAUCUUGGUGUCUUAGCCAAUAUUCCAACUAUUGGGAUAGGAAAGUCGUUGCAUCAUGUGGAUGGUCUUUCCAAAUCUAUGGUGAGAGAGCUUUUUGAGAUGGAUGGAAACUCAAGUCAAGAUAUAAUUCCUUUAGUCGGAGACUCCGGGCAAACACUUGGAGCAGCGUUGCUAUCGACCAGGGGAUCCUCUAAACCUAUAUAUGUCUCAAUUGGUCAUCGUAUAUCUCUUGCUGUUGCCAUUGAUAUCGUGAAACUCAGCUGCAAAUACCGUGUUCCUGAGACCAUCCGACAGGCCGAUAUAAAAUCAAGACAGCAUCUUCAUAGUUGCAGAUCUAUUCAUUAACACAACGUUACUGCAGACACAUUGUAGGUUAUUACCCUUAAUUUAUUAGAAGAUGUGUAUGUUCAUAAGCUAGUUCUGUAAUAGUUGUGAAUCAAAGUGUCACAGUUUUCUGCCUACUUUCUAGGAGGAUCAAUUGUAUCAAUGAUGAUGUAAUAUUAAUUUACAGAUUAUAAGCUUUCGUCAAUUGUGAAUAAACACUCUAA